AUGUCCGGCUCCCCGCUCGAAGCUUGGGCAGUCCCCCGACUUGCUAAACUCCUCCCGCUUGACGAUGAAUCACUUAAACAAGUUAUCACAUAUUCCUCUUCUCUCUCCAAAGACGAAAGCGCAGAACAUUUGCGAAAUCUUUUAGACGACUCGCCCGCAGCACUAGAGUUUAUAUCUGCAUUUAAUUCCCGGCGUGGCCAACAGGAAAGACAGGGUGGUAAUGGUGGGACAAACACGAACAGCACGGGUAGUAGAGGUGGCCAAAUACCAAAGAAAAAGGCCGAUACGAAAUCGCAGAGGGGUCCGUUAAAUCCGCCUUCUACAGCGAGGCGGCCGGAGGGAUAUGGGAAUACAAGCGGUGGAUAUGUCAAGUCACAGAAGGAGGAGAAUUAUAUGGCCGGCAGCAGCUCUGGCGGGAAGAGUACCUUGAAUAACGCAUCGCCAGCUUCAUCGCCGAGAAAUCAAUCACCUGCACCCGCACAGUCAAAGAGUAGAUUGCCGCCAUCUGCCACGGGCCCGAUGAUAUCGGAGUACCUACCCAACGUCCGAUCGAAGAAAGCUCCAAAGAAUUUCGGCAACACCACGCCGGUGGCCCCAUCAUCAUCCAGCAAUACUUCACAGAAGAAACCCGGCCGGUCAACCCCUACUACAACCACGACAAAUAACAUAGCGGAUAUCACGUCAGCAAUCGCAGCAUUAGAAGUUUUAUCCACAAAUUCUGCAGGAACCCAACAGCGCAAAUGUAAUUGCGACACAUCCAUCCAUCCUCUCUUCACACCGGCGCCAAACUGCACCUCAUGCGGCAAGAUAAUAUGUGCUCUAGAAGGUAUACAACCAUGUUCGUUCUGCGGCGCACCGAUCCUCUCCAAUGACGAGGUAGAAGACAUGAUCCGGGAACUACGAUCCGAGCGAGGAAACGAGAAAAUGCGUGCUCAUAAUGAUAGCUUCCGCCGGGAUGACCAUGUCCCGUCUACACCACGAACAAACACCGAAAGUAGCACCAAGUUAAAUGCUGCAAAGGCUCACCGGGACAAGCUUCUCUCUUUUCAAGCGCACAAUACGCAGAGAACUCGGAUUCUAGAUGAGGCGGCCGAUUUCGAUAUACCAACCUCAUCUUCUACGCAAUGGAUGACUCCGGCACAGAGAGCGUUGGCACUGAAAAAGCAACAACGGAUGCUGCGCGAACUGGAAGAGCAGUCAAAGCCAGAGUGGGAGAAGAAGAGCGUCGUUAUGAGUCUAGAGGUAAAGAGAGGCAAGAUCGUCCGGACCUAUGAUAGAUCAGAGCAGCCAAAGUUGCAAGAAGCCGAUGGAGAUGCUGAUGCCGAAGAGGCGGCCGCCAACGCUACCGAAUCCCCCGAACUCUCUGUUGGGAAGGGGACUUUCUCCAACAACCCUUUGUUGAAGGGUGCUGGUUUGGUCAGACCUACCUGGAAACUAGCUGGAGAAGACGGUAACGAGCUCCCGGUGCGGAGAAGGGAACAGAAGCAGACCUGGAGACGCGUCCAGGAUGAUAACGAUGACAACGAGCAGUGGAUUCUUGAUGGCGGCUUGCAUGGAUAUGACAAGGAAUCAGAGCCGGCGCAGUGUGCGUAA
Arthroderma uncinatum is the source of this 1593-nucleotide messenger RNA. RefSeq names its product C2HC5 finger protein. The transcript has a single exon. The record is from RefSeq and is a predicted model, not a curated record. Gene Ontology annotation, cellular component: nucleus. Gene Ontology annotation, molecular function: zinc ion binding. The coding region runs from base 1 to 1593 and encodes 530 amino acids. Gene Ontology annotation, biological process: regulation of DNA-templated transcription. NCBI's taxonomy places the organism in Eukaryota, Fungi, Ascomycota, Eurotiomycetes, Onygenales, Arthrodermataceae.